Daucus carota subsp. sativus is the source of this 2919-nucleotide messenger RNA. Its product is annotated as protein WHAT'S THIS FACTOR 1 homolog, chloroplastic. The record is from RefSeq and is a predicted model, not a curated record. The transcript has 4 exons. Bases 192 to 1391 code for a protein of 399 amino acids. Gene Ontology annotation, molecular function: RNA binding. NCBI's taxonomy places the organism in Eukaryota, Viridiplantae, Streptophyta, Magnoliopsida, Apiales, Apiaceae.
UUUUAUAAAAAAAAAUCUAAAAGGACAUAAAAUUAUAAAAAUAAAAAAAUUAAAAAAAAUGAUUGUAAUCUCGUCAUUCACAUUUCCCGGGAGAAGUUUGAAAAGCCCUGCAACAGACCAAGCUCUCACAACAAUCACUCCAUUGCAAACACACACUCCAAUUCAUAAACACACACACACACAAAUCAGGUAUGUUUAAUCACUCCACUCUAUCAUCUUUACUCAACACUAAUCACAAUAGCACAAUUUCUAGGGUUAGGGUUUGGUUUCAAUUCACUGCUUCAAUUUCAAGUCUUAAAGUAGCUUGGCGUAAAGAUCAUAAACUAGACCAAGCAAUUGAUAAUGACAAACACUAUAGACUAUGUGCUCGUGUCGUAAAAGAGGUGUUAAAUGAACCAGGGCAAGUUAUUCCCCUUCGGUAUCUCGAGAAGCGUCGCGAAAGGCUGAGAUUGCCGGUUAGGAUUAAGACGUUUAUGGAUAGGAACCCUAGUUUGUUUGAAUUGUAUUUGGAUAGGAUUAGGCCGAAGGCGGAGGCGGUUCCGUUUGUUCGGGCGAGUUUAGGGUUGAGGAGGUUUUUGGAGGAGGAGGAGAGGAUUAGGGGGGAGAAUGAGAGGGUUGUGGUGGGGAAAUUGUGUAAGUUGUUGAUGAUGGCGAAGGAUAGGGUGGUUAGUGCGGAUAAAUUGGUGCAUGUGAAGAGGGAGUUUGGGUUUCCGAAUGAUUUGUUGGUGAGUUUGGUGCCGAAGUAUCCGGAGUAUUUUAGGUUGGUGGGGAGUUCGGGGGAGGGGAAGUUGUUUUUGGAGUUGGUGUCGUGGAAUGAGGAGUUUGCGGAGUCGGUGAUAGAGAGGAAGGCGAAGGAGGAGGAGAGUUUGAUGGGGAUAAGAGUUAGGCCGGCUUUUGAUGUGAAGCUCCCAUCGGGGUUUUUUUUGAAGAAAGAGAUGAGAGAGUGGAUUAGGGAUUGGAUGGAGCUGCCGUAUAUAUCGCCGUAUGAAGAUGCAUCGAAUUUGGAUCAAGCGUCGCGAGAAAUGGAGAAGAGGACGGUUGGGGUUUUUCAUGAGCUGCUUUCGCUGUCUCUUUAUAAGAGGAUUCCUGUCCCAAUAUUGGGAAAAUUUUGCGAAGAGUAUAGGUUUUCGAAUGCAUUUUCGACGGCAUUCACAAGACAUUCGGGAAUAUUUUAUAUGUCGUUGAAGGGGGGAAUUAAGACAGCUAUGCUUAGGGAAGCUUACAAGGAUGACCAGCUAAUUGACCGAGAUCCACUGCUGGAGAUCAAAGAUAAGUUUGUGGAGUUGUUGGAUGAGGGACACCGAAAGAGAGCAGAGCAGUUAAGGGCGCAAAGAGAAGCCAUACAAAAAGACAUGGAGUUGGUAGCAAAAAGGGAUGGGGAAUUAAACUGACAUGAUUGAAAACAAUAUCAUUGUGUCUGAAGUUGCUAGCUUUUCUUUCAUAUGUGCAAACAUGAUACGAAGUUUUGUUACAUUUUGAGCAAAGACCAUAACCAAAGAUAUUAGAACCAAACCAUGAGUUAUGUAAAUUCUCAAAUGAGUUUAAAUUGCAAAUCAGAUGAAAUCAAUACCGAUGUUCCGGUUCAAACGAUUGCGAACUGCCACGGUGUUCUGAAAAUCGGUAUCCUGUCCUGCAUACCGGUAAUUCGGACCAAACUGGUGAUUGGUCUAUUAUCAUCCCUUUUUUAUUACAUGAAAUAUGAUAUUGUGUAAACACACUGUCCUGGAUACAAAAUUUGUGAUUGUCACACAAACACUCGCACAAAGAAAAAAGGUCCUCUCCUCUCUAUUAUAUUUGUUAAACCGUAUCUGGGAAUUGGUUCACACAGUAUAAGUUUACCCAGUAUAGAUAUAAUUUUAACAAAUUCUGAAUGUAAUUGCAUAGUCUGAGGGUAACCUGAUACAUAUUUGUCAGUCUGUCUGCAUCUAGUAGUCUCGAUUAUUGUUUUAUCUUGGUAAGUAUUAGUUUUCACUUUUCAACAACUUACAAGUCUCUUAUAUUAUCAAGUACACAAUAAUGUUCUUAUCUCUUCAAAUUUGUAAAUGAGGUUCUAGUUUUGCUCUCUAGGUUGCCAAUUUUUUCUUCCAUGGGUUAAUAUGUAAUUGCCACUCUGCAACUGUAAGGUGUCAGAAUGUGAAGCCCUAAUCUGUGGAACUAAACACUGUAUAGUCAACUCACAACGAUGAGAUUGUAAGAUCUUGCUUAUUUUGCGGCACUGUGCUUGGUGUAGGACAUUACCUUGACUGUCUGCAUUCGUAAUUGCUCAUAUCUUGCAGAGAAGAACAAAAUUACUUACUGGGGACUAUGUCAUUACUGGUACAAUUUCCCUACAUAUUUGGUAUACCGGCAUUAUAUAUAUUUUAAUCAAGGCAACCUGGUUAGCUGUGUGUUUAAACUUCACAGAGCCGUGUUUGAUGAAGCCUCAGUUUGGAUUGUGUAGAAAGCUAAUAUUUUGAAAGGUAGUUUAGAUAUAGCCUUAUACUGACAGUAUUAGAGCAAACCUGUAUCUCAAACCAAAUGGUUUCUUGAUGAUUUUCUGAAUCACCUCAACCUGUCAGCGUGUCAACUAAGAAAGUCACGGCAGGGGCAAUGCUUUUUUCAGCUAUCAAAUGCAAGUUACUACGAUGAUUUAUCAGGUAAGAAGGUUUUAAUGUUGAUUCGUGAAAUACCUCGAUCUGUUCAUUUGCUGUUUAUUGUAAAACUGUGUUGUUGGACCAUUCACAUGGGGUGGCUUCGUGGGUAUUAAAUGCUGGAAAAGAAUAUGCACCAGAAACACUCUAUUUUGCUUACUAAACAACACUCAGAGACAUUAUGUAACCAUCAUGAUUGAUCAUCUAAUUUUACGUCUCCCUGUAAAGAUGAUUGGAGUUGAGUAUAUCGUCAUUAGUUAUUUCUUAUCUAGACAUAGUGCUUAGCCUG